Messenger RNA from Zingiber officinale, 2409 nucleotides. Its product is annotated as protein SMAX1-LIKE 3-like. Bases 166 to 2268 code for a protein of 700 amino acids. NCBI's taxonomy places the organism in Eukaryota, Viridiplantae, Streptophyta, Magnoliopsida, Zingiberales, Zingiberaceae. The record is from RefSeq and is a predicted model, not a curated record. The transcript is spliced from 2 exons.
GAGCUCGACCACUCGGCCACCUUCACUCUCUUCCUCUUCGAAAUCGUCUUCCUUCUUCCAUUCCAUUCCAUUCCUCUCCGUUUCCUUCUUUCUCUCUCUGUCUCUAUAUAUAUAGAGAGAGAGUAAAGCACGAUUUUUGAAGCAAGAGAAGCAGGAAGUAGUAGCAUGAGGACGGGAGGUGGCAUUCUGCAGCACGGCCUCACGCCGGCGGCAGCCGCCGUGGUCGGAAAGGCCGUAUUCCUAGCACGGAGGCGUGGACACGCCCAGGUGACCCCGCUCCACGUCGCCACAGCUAUGCUCAACGCCGGCGGGCCCCUUCGCGCUGCCUGCCUCCUCUCCCUCUCCCACCCCCUCCGCUGCAACGCCCUCGACCUCUGCCUCAACGUCGCCCUGAACCGCCUUCCCGCCUCGCACCACGACCGCCUCCUCCCCUCCCUCUCCAACGCCCUCGUCGCCGCCUUCAAGCGCGCCCAGGCCCAGCACCGCCGCGGCAGCGCGGCCGCCACGGAUACCUCCUCCGCAGCACCGGCGACGCUCCUUGCUGUCAAGAUCGAGCUCGACCACCUCGUCGUCUCCAUCCUCGACGACCCCAGCGUGAGCCGCGUCAUGCGCGAGGCAGGCUUCUGCAGCACCCAGGUCAAGCUCAACCUCCAACAGUCCGCCGCCAAAACCAGACCAAAUUCUCCCAAAGCAAACCGCGACGACGAAAUUCGCGUUAUGGAAGCCCUUAUAAGCAAGGAAAGGCGGAACCUUGUGGUCGUCGGAGAGUGCUUGGACGCCAUUGAUGCAGUAGUCCGAGCUGUAAUAGACAGAGUACAAAACGGGGGAGAUGAUGUACCAGAGGCUCUAAAAAACGCUCAGCUCAUCACACUCCCACUCUCCUCCUUCAAGAACACCACAAGAUCAAAUUUUGAUCAGAAAAUCGCAGAACUAAGAGAACUCUUCAGAGAUUCCAGCGUUAGAACAGGGCUUGUCCUGUACCUGGGAGAUCUCCAAUCCAUUACUGAAAAAAACAGAGCCAUUAAUGGCGAUGCAGUGGAGCAAGUGAUCAUGGAGAUUAGAAGCUUAAUCUUUAACGAAAUCAACACUCGAAGAGUAUGGCUUAUGGGGAUCGCAACCUACCAAACUUACAUGAGCUGCAAGGUUGGGUGCCCUUCUUUGGAAGCUCUUCUUGGUCUUCACCCUCUCACCAUUCCUGCUAUAAGCCUGGAGUUAAGCCUCAAUUUUGAUAGUGGUUCAGGUUUCAAUUGUGAAGAAGAAGCCCAAAGCAUCAACCUUCAUUCUAACAAUUUCUUCAAUUACUAUUCAGUAGCUUCUUCAACUCUGCCGCCUUCUCCUUGGCACCAACAUUACAAAUGCUCUUCAGCUUCUCCACACGAUGAAGAUUCAUCUUCAUCGAAUUCUUCCAUCUCUUCCUUUGAUCAGCUCCCCCUGAGCUUGCUUCCGAAUCGACAAAGCUUGCAGUCGUCGCCGGUUUCUAUGUUCAAUAAGUCGAAUCCUAAUUCAUGCACCUCAAGUAGCACCAUGGAAAUUGAGUACCUUCCCAAGUUCAAGGAGUUUAAUGGUGAGAAUUGGAAGAUUCUUUCCGAUACAUUGGAGAAGAAGCUUCCAUGGCAGCAAGAAACCGUUGCGGAGAUAGCUAGCACGGUUCUUAGAAGUAGAUCGGGGAUGGUUAGACGAAAAGGAAAGCAAGAAACAACAUGGUUGUUAUUCCAAGGUGAAGAUGUAGAAGGUAAAAGAAGGAUAGCUGAGGAGCUUGCAAGCCUCAUAUUUUGCUCACAAUCUAACUUUGCCUCAAUUGGCCUCAACAACUCCCGACUAGUCGAUGUCGGUGAUGUUCAUUCUCCUUGCAAGAAAAGGCCUAGAUUUGAGGUGAAUGAAAGUUGUCUCGAUAGAUUAUUCCAAUCGAUCAAUGAGAAUCCUCACCGUAUUAUCUUGAUCGAAGAAGAUAUCGAGCAACUAGAUCACCAAACCCAAAUCGGUUUGAAGGAUGCAAUGGAGGGAGGAAAAUUGAGGAGCAACUGUGGAGUGGAAGUGAGCCUAAGUGAUGCAAUUAUCAUUCUAACAAGUCGCAAAGGCUUCAAACACAAGUCUUCGGGAAUUAAUGAGCAUGAGAAAGAAGUAAACUCGCAUCUUUCGUUGGAUUUGCAUCUUUCAACCGUAGUGUAUCAUGAUAAUACUCAAGAUUAUGUUUCGUUCGAUAGGGUUGGUCUUUCGGAGUCGGUGGAUGGUGUAUUUUCCUUUAAUUUUCUUCGUCAAGACAUGUAAUAGAAUGUGAGAUAUAGAAGCUAAGGUUUCGUUUAGAUAAGAGUUUUGAUUUGUUAGGUAAUUAUAUGGUUGAAGCUUGAUGUAGGGAAACACUUGUAAAUUAUUAAUCUUCUUUAAAUUGGUUUAGUGUUGGCUUUACUA